Molecule: messenger RNA, 1893 nt
Organism: Endocarpon pusillum Z07020
Lineage: Eukaryota; Fungi; Ascomycota; Eurotiomycetes; Verrucariales; Verrucariaceae
Exons: 1
Coding region: 1-1893 (630 amino acids)
Biological process (GO): proteolysis
Molecular function (GO): cysteine-type endopeptidase activity
Source: RefSeq, a predicted model, not a curated record
AUGGAAGGCCAGUACAAUGUCCCGACGCAUCACGCAAUACUGAUUGGUAUCGACGCCUACCCAAACAAUCCCUUAAGGAGCUGCGUCCGAGAUGUCCAGAAGAUCAAGGAAUGCCUCGAGAGCAAAAUCAAUUCCCUUGACAUCCAAACCCUUACGGCAAGCAGCGGCGGUUCGCCAUUCGAACACCCUGAGAGCUGGCCUACAUUACGCAACGUGACUUUGGUUCUCGAAAAGGCCACCUCUCUAGCAGAGACGGGAGAUUUCAUCUACAUUCACUACUCUGGUCAUGGGACCAGACGAAAGCCGCGCUUUAACCGCUCAAACCAGUCGACCGGAGAUUUAGCCUUGGUUCUUCUCGAUGAGGAUCCUAGCCGGGAGGUAUGUCUUCAAGGUGCGGUACUCGCCCACCUCCUCAAAGCUAUGGUAGACAAGGGACUAGUCGUCACUGUCGUUCUAGACUGCUGCUUCUCAGCCAGUGUCUACCGUAGCGGUAGUCCUAAUGUCCGAUACCUUUCAUAUAGCGAUAUGGAAGCCUCGACAAACCCUUCGGCCCAAGAAGAUAGCCUCACAAGAGGGGACACUCGUUCUACGAACCGCGAUGCGUCGAUGCUGGACAACUGGCUCUUAAACCCGGAUAGGUAUACCAUCCUCGCUGCGUGCGGGCCACACGAAAACGCUAAGGGAGGGGAGUCCGAGACUAGCGAGAAAAGAGAACGUUAUGGAGCUUUGUCCUACUUCUUGUCCAAGGCCUUGUCCGACCACGGACUUGGGAGACGGCAGAAGGACAUCCACCGGCACUUGUGCGCCAAGUUCUGGGCAUCUUGCAUGCCACAGCACCCCGUCCUAUAUGGAAACGCGAGCCAGGCCUUCUUUGGCCCAGUCGACUCAUACCGCAGCGCGAGAUCCGCCUGCAUCGUCGAACAUAAGGGAAGUUUCCGGCUAAUGGCUGGGCUGGCCCAUGGCCUCCAUAAUGACGACCAGUUUGCAUUGUCUCCCCUCCGCGCGGCAAGAGAUCAUGACGCCGUUACCUACACCGCGAAGAUCAGCCACAUCGGCCCUCUCACAUCCAAAUUGGAGCUGCUCAAUAGCCCGCACAGCCUUCAAACGGGUUGGAUUGCGGAACCGCUCACUUGCUCGUAUCUCGCAAAAUUUCCUGUUCGACUGGCAUCAGACCUUCCACGCCAAGACGAAUGGCCGGUAGCGCUCAAGGAGCGAUCACUUGAUGUUUGUAUUAAUAAUGAGCAAGUCCCAAUGUUCCAACUUGUGCUGAGCAACGGCAUGUACGAAAUCCUGGACGAAGGUGGUCGGAAGAUCAUCAACUUGCCCGCAAUACCACAAGACCAAACAGACAUUGGUCGCAUCUGCGAUAUUCUGGAACACUUGGCUAGGUUCCAGAUGGCCAAGGACAUAACCAAUCACGCACCUACAGCUGCUUUCCAAAGGUCAUUCGAUAUUAGCAUAAGGAUAGGGGAAAAAGUGGUUGGCCCAGGGGAACAGGCAGACGUACGGCACGGCACUGUAAUAGAGCUCGUCAUAAGAAACAAGGGAGACACAGCUCUAUACGUUUACGUAUAUAAUCUAGGUCCUUAUUGGUGCGUCAACGGAAUCCUACAUGCCACCUAUGAAGCAGUUCCUGGGCGCAACGACUUACGAUUUACGGGAACUUCACCAAGGAAAAUCAAGAUGACGGUUCCUCCCGCGAUGAAGGAAUAUAGGUCCUGCAAAGAUGUCAUCAAGGUCUUUGUCACGCCCCAGCCGACGUGGUUUGACUCGCUCGAGUUGUCGAGCCUAAAUGAGCUAGCCAAGGCAAGUGUGGACAGGACCAACUAUCCUAGUAGCUAUGGACCGGAUGAUUGGAUAGCUUUGAAUUUCCCUAUCCACACGAUGCUGUAG